AUGAGCUCGACUGGAAAGUCUGUAUUUGUGCCAACGCCUAUACGAGAUGCUUGGUUCCAGAAAAUACGCUCGUCCGUGGCCAAUAAAGGAUGUUUUGAUUGCAAUAAGCGCCAUCCAACAUGGGCUACGGUCACCUACGGCGUCUUCAUCUGUUUUGACUGUUCAGGUUAUCAUCGUCGACUAGGCGUUCAUCUGUCGUUCGUGCGCUCCAUUGACAUGGACGAAUGGACUGAAGACCAGCUUAAGGCCAUGUAUGAGGGUGGUAAUGCGGAGGCUCGUAAAUACUUUAAGCAAUAUGGCGCAGCGGAGCUAACAAGUAUUGAGGCGAAAUACAAUUCAAAGGCGGCACAGAUGUACAAGAUUGCGUUGAAUAAGAAGGUUAAGAUGUCAAAGCUGCAGAUUGUUGCUCCGAAAGAGGAGGAAGAGACUAAAGAUGAUGAAAAGAUUGAUGGCCUUGAGGCGUUAGUAAAGCACAUGGUGAUCAAGAGUGAGAACGGUGUGACGGCAGCUCUUAAUGGACACCUGAAGCGCGAAGUACCUGCUGUGAAGAAACCAUCUGUUGCUACACACCAGCCACCACAGGCGAGUUUGUUGAGUGUCAACCGUCGCGUUGUAUUGCUGGGACCGAAGGCUGGCGAGGCACCAACACCUGCUGCUUCUAGUACUGGACGAUUGAACCCGCGCAGCAAGGCUACUCGUCUGGGAGCUACAAAGCUGUCGACAGGAGGCAAGGCGACCCGUUUAGGCGCUACUAAAGUGUCGACGGGUGCGGACGACUUUGACUUCGACGACAUCCCGUUUGAGAACCCACCCCUAUCUCCUUCUUCUAUGAAGGAACUGUCAGCAGAGAAGCAGAUAAAGGAUGACGAAGCACUUGCACGGGCAUUGCAGGAGGCUGAAACUGAGCGCACUGCAGCCAUAGCCGCUUCUGCGCCGACACCGUAUCAGUCUACUCUAGGUCAAAAUCAGAGUCUCGACAAGUACAAGAAUGCGAAAUCGAUUUCAUCCGACAACUUUUUUGGUGGUGAAGCGGUGCAAGCAGAUAGCUCGCAGCUACUGAGAUUUCAGGGUUCACAGUCAAUUUCGAGUGAUGCAUUUUAUGGCAAGAACACCAAAGACCGCUCUACGUCUGGAGAGAUGACGGAUGAGGCAGCUUAUCAAUUGCAGCUAAUGAAGGACAAUAUGACGAGCCAAGCGGCCAAGCUCAAAGACAUGACGAGCGGGUUUUUCAGUAACCUGCAAACACGCUAUUCUUAG
This is a messenger RNA of Peronospora belbahrii, 1257 nucleotides long. The record is from the annotation of a GenBank genome assembly. Lineage: Eukaryota; Oomycota; Peronosporomycetes; Peronosporales; Peronosporaceae.